UGAUUAAUUACAUUAACGUGUCUUGUUCACUAAAAUGUCUUGAGAUCUAUCCAUCACUCUCCAGAGGUUAAUUCACACUCUGUCGGCCAAGCAAGAAGCUCAUCUCGAUCUGGAUUUUGUAAAGCAAAAAAAAACGACUUGUAAAGGUAAAGCUUAUCGGUAGAAAUGGCGGUGGCCUUCCGUGGAGGCCGUAACGGCGUCGGAUCGGGACUUCGGAGCUUCUUCUCGUACCGGAUCUUCAUCUCCGCCUUGUUCUCUUUUCUCUUCCUCGCCACCUUCUCCGUCGUCCUCAACUCCUCUCGUCAUCAACCUCAUCUUGAUCACGCAUUGCCGAACGCAUAUGUGCAGAGGACGUCGUCGUUUUUGGCUUUACAAUCGGAUCCAUUGAAAACUAGGUUGGAUCUGAUACACAAGCAAGCGACUGAUCAUCUCACGCUUGUGAAUGCUUAUGCUGCUUACGCUAGGAAGCUCAAGCUCGACGCAUCCAAGCAGCUAAACCUGUUCGAAGAUCUGGCGAUUAACUUCUCCGAUCUGCAGGCCAAACCUGGUAUGAAGCUUGAUAACGGGAAUGCUAUUGAGGAGGAUGCGUUUAGGCAGCUCGAGAAAGAAGUUAAAGAUAAGGUGAAGACGGCGAGGAUGAUGAUCGUCGAGUCUAAAGAGAGUUACGACACGCAGCUCAAAAUCCAGAAGCUCAAGGAUACGAUCUUCGCUGUUCAAGAACAGUUGGCGAAGGCGAAGAAGAACGGCGCUGUUGCGAGCUUGAUCUCGGCUAAGUCGGUUCCCAAGAGUCUUAACUGUUUGGCUAUGAGGCUUGUUGGGGAGAGGAUCAAUAACCCUGACAAGUAUAAGGACGCUCCGUUUGAUUCGGCUGUUGAGGAUCCGAGUCUUUAUCACUACGCGAUUUUCUCUGACAAUGUGAUUGCUGUGUCGGUUGUGGUGAGAUCCGUUGUGGUGAACGCUGAGGAGCCGUGGAAGCAUGUUUUUCACGUGGUGACUGAUCGGAUGAAUCUUGCGGCGAUGAAGGUUUGGUUUAAGAUGCGUCCUUUGGACCGUGGGGCUCGUGUUGAGAUCAAAUCCGUGGAGGAGUUCAAGUUCUUGAACGCUUCGUACGCACCGGUCUUGAGGCAGCUCGAGUCUGCUAAGUUGCAGAAGUUUUACUUUGAGAACAACCAGGCGGAGAACGCAACGAAAGAUGAACAUAACAUCAAGUUCAAGAACCCCAAGUAUCUCUCCAUGUUGAACCAUCUCAGGUUUUACUUACCGGAGAUGUACCCGAAGCUGAAUAAGAUCUUGUUCUUGGACGAUGAUGUUGUGGUGCAGAAGGACGUGACUGGAUUGUGGAAGAUCAAUUUAGAUGGAAAGGUGAAUGGAGCUGUGGAGACAUGCUUUGGCUCUUUUCAUCGGUAUGGUCAAUACCUAAACUUCACUCAUCCUCUGAUCAAAGACAACUUUAACCCCAAUGCUUGUGCUUGGGCCUUUGGGAUGAAUAUAUUUGAUCUCAAUGCUUGGCGACGUGAGAAAUGCACAGAUCAAUACCAUUACUGGCAGAACCUGAAUGAAGACAGAACUCUCUGGAAACUGGGAACUCUGCCUCCGGGACUGAUCACAUUCUACUCAAAGACGAAAUCACUGGACAAGUCAUGGCAUGUGCUUGGGUUAGGCUACAACCCGGGAGUGAGCAUGGAUGAGAUCAAAAAGGCAGCAGUGAUACACUACAAUGGGAACAUGAAACCAUGGCUAGACAUUGCUAUGAACCAAUACAAGUCUCUCUGGACUAAAUACGUCGAUAACGAAAUGGAGUUUGUGCAGAUGUGCAAUUUUGGUCUCUAAAGAAAGAUAUCGAUGAGAGGUAACCUCAGAAUCGAUAUGUCUUCACUCAUUUCAGGGCAUUCUUUAACUAUAUACGUUUAUCUUUUAUAUAUUAUAUAGGGUUACAAAGCGUUUUCCUUGUUCUCUCUGUCAUAGUUUUGUUCUUUAUUUAUAUUUUGUGUAACUCUUUCGCAAAACCAUUAUCCAAAACUACAAUGUCUCUCUUCCAUGUUUGUGCUUAUCUUUGUUUCAGGCUUGUGCUUA
Messenger RNA from Raphanus sativus (radish), 2073 nucleotides. Its product is annotated as probable galacturonosyltransferase 9. The coding region runs from base 166 to 1830 and encodes 554 amino acids. The record is from RefSeq and is a predicted model, not a curated record. NCBI's taxonomy places the organism in Eukaryota, Viridiplantae, Streptophyta, Magnoliopsida, Brassicales, Brassicaceae. The transcript has 3 exons. Gene Ontology annotation, molecular function: polygalacturonate 4-alpha-galacturonosyltransferase activity.